Molecule: messenger RNA, 1485 nt
Organism: Lemur catta (Ring-tailed lemur)
Lineage: Eukaryota; Metazoa; Chordata; Mammalia; Primates; Lemuridae
Gene: MMADHC
Product: metabolism of cobalamin associated D
Exons: 8
Coding region: 258-1148 (296 amino acids)
Biological process (GO): cobalamin metabolic process
Cellular component (GO): mitochondrion
Source: RefSeq, a predicted model, not a curated record
GCGCAUCAUCGGUUCCACGCUCCUUCUCAUCGAUGCGCUCGGAAGCAACUUCUUCAGCCUAAUCACCGCCGGCGUAGACGCUACCACGGCCGUCGCCGGCGCCAUUUUGACUGCAGGAUCAGUCAGGUUCUGGGACAGCUGGCGGCCGUGGUGGUGACUGGUACGGAUGGUUUCCGCCCGCGUUAGCCCCUCCGGCUUCGCCCUCGGAUUAACUUUACGAAAGGAAAUCUGUUUUGCGACAGUCCUCUGCGCUAGAAAUGGCUAAUGUGCUUUGUAACAGAGCCAGACUGGUUUCCUAUCUCCCAGGGUUUUGCUCUUUAGUUAAAAGGGUUGUCAAUCCCAAAGCCUUUUCAACUGCAGGAUCAUCAGGAUCUGAUGAGUCUCAUGUGGCCACUGCACCUCCAGAUAUAUGCUCUCGAACAGUGUGGCCUGAUGAAACUAUGGGACCAUUUGGACCUCAGGAUCAGAGAUUCCAGCUUCCAGGAAACAUGGGUUUUGAUUGUCACCUCAAUGGGACUGCUUCACAGAAGAAAAGCCUGAUUCAUAAGACUUUGCCUGAUGUUCUAGCAGAACCUUUAUCAAGUGAAAGACAUGAGUUUGUUAUGGCACAAUAUGUGAAUGAAUUUCAGGGUAAUGAUGCACCUGUUGAACAAGAAAUUAACAGUGCAGAAACUUACUUUGAAAGUGCCAGAGUAGAGUGUGCAAUCCAAAUAUGUCCAGAAUUGCUGCGAAGAGAUUUCGAAUCACUAUUUCCAGAAGUAACUAAUAGCAAACUAAUGAUUCUGACUGUAACACAGAAAACUAAGAAUGAUAUGACUGUUUGGAGUGAAGACGUAGAAAUUGAAAGAGAAAUGCUCUUAGAAAAGUUCAUCAGUGGUGCUAAGGAAAUUUGCUAUGCUCUUCGAGCUGAAGGAUAUUGGGCAGACUUUAUUGACCCAUCAUCUGGUUUGGCAUUUUUUGGACCAUAUACAAACAACACUCUCUUUGAAACAGAUGAACGCUACCGACAUCUAGGAUUCUCUGUUGAUGAUCUUGGAUGCUGUAAAGUGAUUCGUCAUAGUCUCUGGGGUACCCAUGUGUUUGUAGGAAGCAUCUUCACUAAUGCAACACCAGACAGCCAUAUUAUGAAGAAAUUAAGUGGAAACUAGCAGUAAUGUCAGUUUAUUUGCUGUACUAUUUGUAUGUAACAUUUGGGUUGAUCUAUAAACACUGUCAAAGACUUCAAUUUUUAAAAGAUACUUAUUACUAAGUAUUUAUUUCAACCUGUACGAAUUUACAACAUUCUCAAGUGAUUUGUGAUUUUUAAAUUGCAAAUGCUCAUUAUUUCUAAUAUCUUUGAAUACAUGUUGAGCACAUCCACAUUAUAUAGAAUGUGGUAAUUGGCAUGUAACCAGGGUAUGAUCUCUUAUUGUUCUUUCUCCCCUUUAUUGGAAAACACCUCAGUUUUAAUUGUUUUUCUCCAAAAAUAAAUAUCACAUUUGGUUA